AAGGCUGCCGAGCAGAACUCGGGGCUCCGUGGGCUGCGGGUGCUGGGGGUCCCCAGCAGGGCCAGACUUGUUCUUGCAGCUGCCGCCGCCACUGAGACCUGGGCCGGGGCAGCCCUGCCCUGACAUCAUGUACACCUUCGUGGUGCGCGACGAGAACAGUAGCGUCUAUGCCGAAGUCUCCAAGCUGCUCCUUUCGACUGGACAAUGGAAACGGCUGAAGAAAGACAACCCCAGGUUUAACCUGAUGCUAGGAGAGAGGAACAGGCUGCCCUUUGGGAGACUGGGUCAUGAACCUGGUCUUAUACAGUUGGUGAAUUAUUACAGAGGGGCCGACAAACUUUGUCGAAAGGCUUCUUUAGUUAAGUUAAUCAAGACAAGUCCUGAAUUGACAGAAUCAUGCACAUGGUUCCCGGAAUCCUAUGUGAUUUAUCCGACUAAUCUCAAGACUCCUGUGGCCCCGGCAUCACCCUCUCAGAAUGGAAUCCGGCAUUUGAUAAACAAUUCAAGGACAGAUGAAAGGGAAGUCUUCCUUGCCUCCUAUAACAGGAGGAAGGAGGGUGGGGAGGGCAACGUAUGGAUAGCCAAAUCCUCGGCAGGUGCCAAAGGUGAAGGCAUUCUUAUUUCUUCAGAGGCUACAGAACUUCUGGAUUUUAUAGAUAACCAAGGACAAGUGCAUGUGAUUCAGAAAUACCUUGAAAAGCCUUUGCUUUUAGAGCCAGGUCACCGCAAAUUUGAUAUUAGGAGCUGGGUCCUAGUGGAUCAUCAAUAUAAUAUCUACCUCUACAGAGAGGGCGUGCUUCGGACCUCUUCGGAACCAUACAAUAUCACUAAUUUCCAAGAUAAAACUUGCCAUUUGACCAAUCACUGCAUUCAAAAGGAAUAUUCAAAAAACUAUGGGAAAUAUGAAGAAGGGAAUGAAAUGUUCUUUGAGGAAUUCAAUCAGUAUCUAAUAAGUGCUUUGAACAUUACGCUGGAAAAUAGUAUCUUAUUACAAAUCAAACAAAUAAUAAGAAGCUGCCUUAUGUGUAUAGAGCCUGCAAUCAGCACCAAACACCUUCACUACCAGAGUUUCCAGCUCUUUGGCUUUGACUUCAUGGUUGAUGAGGAGCUGAAGGUCUGGCUCAUUGAAGUCAACGGGGCUCCGGCAUGUGCCCAGAAACUUUAUGCAGAGCUUUGCCAAGGUAUAGUGGAUAUAGCCAUAUCCAGUGUCUUUCCUCUUGCUGACACAGUGCAAAAGCAGAGCCAACAGGCUGCAUUUAUCAAGCUAUGAGGAAGAGAUGAUCAAAGCAACACACCGGAGAGAACUGCCGCACGUUGGGCUUUUGGGGGGCAGGAGGGAGGGUAAGUGGGGGGACAGAUUAUUGGAUGGUUUGAAAUCAUGCCAAAAAUGGGAGAGAAGUGGAUUUUUUUUAUCUGCAAAGGAAGAAGAAAAUAAAAACAAACACUUUCAAAGAGAAUCCAGGAUGAGCCAGAGGUGCUCGGAAUGUUUCACCAGACUCUGCUCUAAACACAGCUCAUACAACUUUUGAAAACUGAAGCAAAUCUCUCUGGGAGGACAGCAAAAUAUUACUUUAAAAAAAAUGAGGAUUCAACAAUUUUAUGUUCUCAUUCUUUUUUUAAAAAAAAUCUUAUUUUUACUAAUAAGGCAACUUUGUGAACAGCAUCUCUCUUGCUCAGGGACCCAGUGAAGCUUGGUCCUUUUGUUAAUAUGUAAGUUCUUUCCACCUGCUGCAGUCUUAGUGCCUUAGCUCAGUUCCCAAUAGGUAAUUCUUCUAUUCUUUUCCAUUAAGAAAACCCGUCUUGCUCUGGGAACUAGGAACUCCUCAGAGCAUUAAUUUUUGGUUACUGACUCUCCUGUACCUCCUUUAUCUCCCUUCCUUGUGCCCUGCUCUCCUGGAAUCUGUUGAAAACCUGGAAGGAGCAAACACCAACAAUCCUGAGCUUAGGAAGAGGAUCCAAGCUAAGAGAAGAAGAGGUUUCCUAAUAAGAUUAGCAUCAGUUGUCUAUUAGAAUUUCCAUCACGGGGAGAUGGAAAAAGUGUUGAUAUCAUUUCAAUCUGACCUAUGGGUUUAAGGAAAAGUAAUUUAACUCUUUGUGCUAAUUCUUUUUUUUACAUUAUCUACCCUUCUCCCUAUCCCCCACCUGACCAAUACCAGUAAUAAGCAAAAAAAAUGGUAUCUUUUCAUUUGUUACCAGGUUGAGUGUGUUGAGAUCUGAUUUGUUUUAUAAACCUACUUAAGAUCUUUAUUUUAAACUAACUUAUUGAAGUACAUUGUCAAGAUCCCAUUUUAAUGAUUUUCUUUUGAAAAUUUUUAAAAACUCCCCUCUCUCAUUUCUGCACUUUGAAAAGUAAACAUCCUUCUUCCCAAUGAUUUUGUUCCUACUCUUCCAACGUCCCUGAAUUUCCAGGUCCAUAGCUUCCCUAUCCAUGACCUUUCCUUUGUCUCUUUCUCCUUGGGCUCUAUGCAUUGUUCAGUCAAUCCUGGCUAUCUAACUGUGCUGCAGAGCAUUGUGGGAACUGCUGGUGGUGGUUGGCAAGUCACCCAACUGGAGCAGUCUCCUUUGGGGAAAAAAAGGGGGCAUGCUUUUAAAAGUCCACAUGGCACAUAAAGGAUUUUCCCCCGCCAUUCUCUCCUCCCCACCCUAUUUUUUCCCUUUUUAAGCUGGAUGUAUUUUGGAUUUCUAAAGCUGACUCUGUCCCUUUUUAUGUUUCCUCCCUUUGGAGGACACAUCAGGAGACCAAAUGAGUAGCAGGUUGGAAGUUUUGAGAUCAUAUUUGUCUUUAAUGUGUCACCAUUCAUGCACUUAGAAUGUCAAAUAGGGAUAAAGACUAGCAAAGAGACCUUUUUGAUGGCAUUUAGGAAAUGAAAGUCAGGCUUCUGCAAAUGGUCUGAUAAGAAAAUGACCCUCCUCUUAGAGCAACAUGAAAUGUUUUUUCCACAGCCAUUGUGCAGUGUUAGGUCUGAGGCACGCUGUAUCUCUCUUUCAUUCUUGGCACAAUAAAACAAACUCUACACGGAAGUUUUUUUUUUUUAGUAGCAGAAUUUGAACAUGUGAUAGUGAAAUGUUGCAUUCAAAAGGAACGAGAUUUAUCUGAUAGAAGGAGUGAUAUCCAGCAUUCAGCAAUGGCAUGUUUACUGAAUUGCUUGAAAUAUGGCCUGAUUGGGUCAAUUCUCACGGGGAUUUGGGAUUCAGAAAUCAGGCACCCACUGGUUCAAAGAUAAUGAAACACUUGUAUUCUGGAGAGAAACAAAAUCAGUCCUAAUAAAAGUAAAUCUUGGAGGCUAUAAAGCAGCUGUUUGAUUAAAUGUUUGAACCUGAGUUAACUAGCAGGCAUUUUUUUGGGAGAAGGGAAUGUGGCCAACUUCUAAGAUGUCCAUGUAGAGUCUUAAACUGGCUCUUCAUCUUUAACUUUUCUUUCUUUGAAGUGGUGAUAGUGGUGAAGCCUGUCUUGUACAGCAUCUCAAGAGUGGUAAC
Messenger RNA from Vombatus ursinus (common wombat), 3477 nucleotides. It is a transcript of the gene TTL, whose product is annotated as tubulin tyrosine ligase. Bases 128 to 1270 code for a protein of 380 amino acids. NCBI's taxonomy places the organism in Eukaryota, Metazoa, Chordata, Mammalia, Diprotodontia, Vombatidae. The record is from RefSeq and is a predicted model, not a curated record. Gene Ontology annotation, biological process: protein modification process. The transcript is spliced from 8 exons.